This is a messenger RNA of Penicillium brasilianum, 2402 nucleotides long. The record is from the annotation of a GenBank genome assembly. Lineage: Eukaryota; Fungi; Ascomycota; Eurotiomycetes; Eurotiales; Aspergillaceae.
CUUCGCGGCACCCCACUCUUCCUCACGGCCGUGGUAUACGCCCUCUCCUUCGCCGACGCGCCCAAUGAAUCAAUCUCCACUCCGACGUUCAUGUUAAAAUGCGCUUCUGCCGGGGUGGGUGUCUUGUUUUUCGCCGAUGUCCUAAAGAGAGCGGCACUCUGCCAGAAUGUCUUCACCACCAUCCGCUCGACCGUAUCGAUCGAAGCGUCAUCGGCCGUGCGAUCAAUGCCGAGCACGCAAACUAGGUUGUCAAACUGAUGAUGGCAUCCCUUGCCAGCGAUGCCGAGCCGCCAAGCUCGAGUGUACGUUCGAUAACCCACCGCCGAAACGAGCGCGUCUCUCGGAAUCACUUUCAUUUGCCGUCCCAAGUGUUGACGAGGCGCCGCUCACAUCACAGCCCGAAGAGAGUGUCUUCGGUCAUGGCUUUUCCAGUGCCGGAAGCCCACUUGCUAUAGGUGAGCCCGCGUGCUCCUCGCUAGGCUUCGGCCAAGUUGGGGAGCCAUCGCCGGGCUCGGGAUUGGUGGUGGCCGCUCAGCCAGCCACGCAGUUCGUCCAGAGCAUCGAUCGACUCGAGCACGGCUAUGCUCAGUUGUUCGGGGCAUCAUCCGAGUCAGAUCCAUGGCUCCUGAGGCACUGCCGAUUCGAUGAUGCGGGUAUGAAAUAUUUUUACAAGGUCCAUUAUCGCAAUGCCGGAGGAGUGCCGACUGCGCAACGUAUACCCGUCCAUUUCAUGGUAUCGUCCGAGGAACUCGCGACUACAGCCAAGCAUGAAACGAGAGCAGGCGUUGGAGAAGUUACCAGAGAGCAUCUGGACUGCCUAGUACCUCCGGAAUAUGGCAGAAGACUUGUCGCAUUAUUUGUCAAGUACGUGUUUCCUGCUUUGCCAGUUAUAUCACGUUCGCAGUUAGGGUUGACCACAACGUCAUAUCAGCUCCCGGAGCUGUCUGCAUUAGCAAAAGUACCCGUCCAUCUUUUGGCCGCCAUUUAUGCAUCGGCUUUUCCAUUCGUCGGUCAUGACGACUAUUUAUGUGUUCUGAACAUGUACCAUGACUCACCGGUGCAAAAGCUCUGGCGCAUGGUGUAUGAGCUAGUGACCGAGGAAAUACACAGCCCUCGGCUGGCAGUUCUCCAGGCGGCGCUGCUCUAUCUCCACCGGCAACCGGUCGACGAGACCCGCUAUACGACCGCCGACACCCCAUUCAUCUGGUCCUUCGUGGGCCAGAUUGUCGGCCUCGCAUGCUCGCUCGGCGUUCACAUAGAAUGUCGCAUGUGGGGAAUCCCGGCAUGGGAGAAGCGUCUUCGGCGGCGCUUGUGGUGGGCAGUGUACGCCGAAGAUAAAUGGCGCAGCCUGUUGAUGGGCCGGCCACCGUACAUCCAUUCGGCCGAAUGGGAUGUCAGUGAGCUGGAUGAAGGCGACUUUCUCAUUGGCCCCAGGCAGGGCUUCUCAACAUCUUCGUGCGACACCGAGAUUCCCUUCCGGUAUCUUGUCAAUCUGGCUCAGAUUUCGCAAGAGAUCCAAGAAACAUUCUAUACACUUAGAGCCUCCCAAGUCCUCAAUGCGGACUUUGAUUCCUCGGCUGAGCUUGGUCAGGGUCUGCUGGACCAGCUAAACUCAUGGUAUUCUUCUCUGCCGGACGACUUCCGUCUCCCAAACUGGAGCAAAUCUGUCCAGGGAUUGGCGCCCUAUCCGACUUCAAUCCACUUUGCCUACCUUCUAUUGGUGGUCUAUGUAUACCGGGCCAUGCUUCGACCCAUGGCGCGAUCCUCAAGCCCACCCAUGAUAUUUGAUCUCGAGGAAAUGCCGAUAAACUCCCCACUGGCUGUUGAUGAUCCCGCUUCGGACCUCCCAGAUAUGACUGGUUUUGAGGCUUUACCUGAAAUAUCAAUCUCGGACGAGUGUGGGACUGGUGAAAUCGUUCUGCAUGGAGCAGAGAAGUGCGCCACAAUUCUAGUCAAUUUCACCCGCCGAUUGACUCCUAGUGAUUUUACUGGAUUUUGGUAUUCAUGGUCACGCAUCGGAUUUGCAACCGUUUCCAACUUCCUCAUGCUACUCCUGGUCCAAGCGCCCAAUAUAGCCCAUGCAACUCGCGGUAAACAGCUAGUAGGUUCAUGGCUACAGGUUCUGAGAUGUCAAAGCCAGAGUUUUGCGCUCGUCAAGCUGGGUCUUGCUCGGCUGGAUGCACUACACUGGGCAGGACUCUCGGAAACAUUCGUUCUUCCGCCACAUGUACAAGAAGCAACGACUAAUCAAGCGACAGCGGCCACGUAGAUGCAGAACAAAAUAGAACUUCAUAUUUUAUUUGAACGUAGAUAUUGAUCAGACUGAAAUUAGAUCAUGCUCGCAAACUUUCAAGAAUAGUACAUGUUCUUCUUCUGACCAUAUUCCCUGGCCUCUUGUCCUG